AUGGACGUCGAUAGGUUUCCCCAUACGGCACUAUCGACCAACACAGCCGACGAGACACUUUCACCGAGGCCCGUUGCAUCUCCGUCUUACUCCACCGAAGACAGCUGGUUGGUCGCCGAAGGACUGCCGGUCAUCACUGGUCUUGUCGCAGGCGCGGGGGGUGCCAUCUACAUGUCGCUAUGCGGGGCCAGCCACGAUGGCACGGUUACAUCGAUAGGGUCUUUGUCGACGAGAAAACGUUGCCGUGUCCCACAAGUUGAUCCCCGGCGAGAAGAUUUCAGGAGUCGCACGGCAUGUGAGAAACGGGAACGAGCAUCGUCUGCGGGGCGAGACAAACAUGCGGGCGCCACUUGGGGCGACGGUGUUGGCAUUUCCCACAGCGAGGGAAAACUUGCGCGAAUUUCUUCCGGGUUUGCAGCCACUCUGGCCGUCGAUGAUGAUAUGAACUUGUUUUACAUCACAGCUGAGAGGAAGGGUACUUGCCGUGCGCUAUGGUGCAGCGUUCCCGGCGCGGGAAGUCGGAGGGUCAGCUCCAUCCGCGAGAAUUUCCCGACGGUGCGCAUCACGGCUGCAGGGGUGCCCCCGAAAAAAAUAGCAGACAUACCCGCUGCAAUAGGACGGGCAGAACGAAGCAUCGUUAGCGGGGACCGUGGGACGGAGAGCGGCGGUGGAAACACCGGCAGGGCGAAGGAUCAAACAGCGCAGGCAUCAGCAGCAGCCGCAGUAGCGACGAAACGAGCGGCAGCUCUUAGUUCGGCGUUGGCAGAGGACGACGAAGCAGUUCCCGCGUCUGGUCCAGGCAGGAAAUCUUUGUUCGCUUCCCGUCGCCGCUCGACUGCCGACAAGGAAUACACUGAUGGCGAUGAUGGUAGCGGGGUAGGGAAAGAAGAAAGUAACGCUCCGGUCAACAUCGCCGUUGUUUCACGGUGCCGCCCGUUGCUCACGCGGGAGAUGAAGCGAGGGGUGAGGGCCGCCGUGUUCUGCGACGGCAACGAGAUUAUCGUGAUGGAUGAAAGAUUGCCGACAAAGCGAUCGAGGAGGUUUGGGUUCGACCGCGUUUUUGGUCCCAGAACCAGCCAGGCUCGAUUGUACUCGGAAGCAGUCUGUCCAGUAGUGCGGAAAAUGCUCGAUGGCUUCAAUUGCUCUGUUUUGGCGUACGGUCAAACUGGGUCCGGAAAGACGUUCACCAUGGAGGGUGGGCUAGUGGACCCGAACAUUGAUGUGAAGAAGACGGCAGAGGCCGACCCUGACGACGUCAAUGCCACCGCUUGCGAGGUCGAAAAGGUUGGCAUCAUACCACGCGCAGUGCACACGAUAUUCCGAGAGGGGGGAUAUGGUGGGACCCGACGAUAUUGGGUGUACGUGUCCCAUAUGGAGAUCUACAACGAGAGGCUGUUCGAUUUGCUGGCCCCUGAGGCCGCCACCUUGGCCAAAGCCUCGGCGACGAACAGCAGUGCAGCACCCUCUUCUACAUCCGGCCGUUCCCGUUCUCCAACACACCGGUCUCCACGUAGCACCCCCGGCAGCAGCGGCAGCCGUCCUCUUCAAGGGAUCGGACUAACAAUCGAGGAAGACCGGCAUCUUGGGGUGAUGGUUAAGGGUUUGACGCAGGUGGAGGUGAAGAGCCCGGAGGAGAUAUUCGCCAUCAUCGCCAGGAGCAAGAACAACAGGCGCACGGCUGAGACAAUGUGCAACGUCGAGUCUAGCAGGAGUCACGGGGUCUUCUGCGUGAGAGUCAUUUCCGCCGAGCCCACACCGUGGGGAGGUGAGAUCACCCGAGACGGGCGGCUCAGUCUCGUCGAUCUCUCAGGCUCCGAGAACAUCAAGAGGUCUGGGGCUGUCGGAGAUAGGGCGAAAGAGGCAGCUGCGAUCGGACAGAGUCUGCUAGCGCUGGGCCGGGUGAUCAAAGCCCUUGUUAAGCACGCUCCACACAUCCCUUACCGCGAGUCGAAGCUCACGCGGGUGCUGGGGGACAGCCUCGGUGGGAACGCUUUCACAGCCAUCAUUCUGAACAUCACCCCCAACAACGGGAUGCUGGAAGAAACGCUCAACACUCUGACGUAUGCCAAGACCGCGCAGAGCGUGCGAAACACACCGAAGCAGCACAUCGCCAACAAGGCCCCCACGGAGAAGGCGACGAUCGGAACGGGGGAUUCAAGUCACCUUGCACCAUCCUCUGGGGUACAAAACCUCAGUUGCAACAUGGUGAACGAGCUCAAACGAUGGAGGGGGGACGUCAAAUCCCGGUUGCUUUCAUCGGGGUCGUCCCGCGGGGCUUACAUUAGCCCAUGGGAAAGCCAGGUCCCUAUUGACGCCCCCAGCCACUUUUCAUCGACUGCUGGUGGCAGGUCUCCAAACAUGGACGGACCGUCCCACCAGCGGCGCCAUAACCCGUCGGUGUUGUCAUCGCAGCCUUUCGCCGACGACGUACCCAGCAACCAGCAAGGCUCGGGUCGUGGUAUCGCCGGUGAUAAGGUGCGGAAGGAGGUUGACAGGAGGAGAGGUACUCCCAUCCCUUCGUUACCAGCACGUGUGGAGUUUUCCCUAGAAGAUGAAGGACGAAGGAGGUCGGGGUCAGAGACGAAUCUCCUUUCACCUGCUGAGACCGCUGGAGCGUCGGGGGUGACGCCGCGACGUGGGUGGAGGGGGGGUGGGGCACCUACAUUUACUGCUGACGCUCGUGACGGGUUGGUCUCAGGCACACUGGAACGGAUGCCAUCGACAACGAGGCCCGGGUAUCUACAGCAUGACCGUAAUUCGCUACGAGGAUCCCGAUCUUUCGGGCCUGGGUUCGGCGGUAGGAGUGACAGAAAGGAAAAUAACUCAACCGUCCGAGCUUUCCCCUAA
Molecule: messenger RNA, 2847 nt
Organism: Ectocarpus siliculosus
Lineage: Eukaryota; Phaeophyceae; Ectocarpales; Ectocarpaceae
Source: the annotation of a GenBank genome assembly